UCGUUGCUCGUUUGACAGCAUGCGUUACCGGAGAGGUGCUGUUUCCUCCUGACUGACUUCAAUCUGGAGCGGCGGAACAGAAAGAGGCGUACAUAUGAAAAAUGGAUCAAUUUGAAUGCACAUUAAAGCUGGUUGCCAUCUAGUCGUAAGGCAUCUGCAGCUAGACAGAUGUGCGCAGGCAUGUUUUAAAUCAGCGUUAUCAUUACUGCGGAUGCCAGACUGCGCGCGGUAGGAAGGAGUGAUACAGCAUCUUUAGAGUGGGCAGCAUCCAUACGGGCAUCAGGAGAAAAUGGCUGACAAGAGUGACCUAAAAGCUGAGCUGGAGCGCAAAAAACAGCGUCUAGCUCAAAUCAGGGAGGAGAAAAAGAGAAAGGAGGAGGAGAAGAAGAAGAAAGAGUCAGAAACGCAGCAGAAAGCAGAGAUUGCUCCUGAAGACUCUGAUUUGGACCGUAAGCGUCGUGAAACCGAGGCACUUCUCCAGAGUAUUGGAAUCUCCCCUGAGCCGCCGUUAGUCCCAACGCAAAUGUCCCCUUCAAAGUCAAUGAGCACACCGAGUGAGACGGGCAGUCAGGACUCAGUGGAUGGUGCCACUGCGGGCAGAUAUAGGUCAGGUGGCAUUAGUAAGUACAAAUCAGACACAGCCAAUGAGAGGACCCUGCAGUGGGACACUGACCCUUCUGUUCUGCAGCUGCAGGCUGACUCUGAGCUCGGGCGCAGGAUGCACAGGCUGGGGGCAUCAAAGAUAACCCAGGUGGACUUUUUGCCCAGAGAGGUGGUCUCUUACUCUAAAGAGACACAGACUCCUCUAGCAGCUCAUCAGUCUGAAGAAGAAGAAGAGGAGGAUGAAGAUAAUGCAGAGCCCAAAGCAGGCCUGGAGGAUGACCAGAAGGAGGAUGAGGAAGGCAAGGAGACAAAGGAAGGCCACCCGCGGGAGCUGACGGAGGAGGAGAAACAGCAGGUCCUGCACUCUGAGGAGUUUUUGAUCUUUUUUGACCGCAGUAUUCGUGUGAUGGAGCGAGCGCUCGCUGAAGACUCCAACAUCUUCUUCGACUACAGUGGCCGAGACCUCGAGGAUAAAGAGGGAGACCUGCAGGGGGGGUCGAGUCUGUCCUUCAGUCGUCUGUUCUAUGAUGAGCACUGGUCUAAGCAUCGGGUCAUCACCUGUCUGGACUGGUCCCCUCAGUACCCAGAGCUGUUGGUGGCCUCCUAUAACAACAAUGAGGACGCCCCUCAUGAGCCAGAUGGUGUGGCCUUAGUGUGGAAUAUGAAAUUCAAGAAGACCACGCCUGAAUACAUCUACCACUGUCAGUCCCCCGUUGUGUCUGUGGGCUUUGCCCGGUUUCAUCCUAAUCUGCUGGUGGGUGGCACAUACUCAGGGCAGAUCGUGCUCUGGGACAACCGCAGCCACCGGAGGACCCCAGUCCAGAGGACACCCCUCUCUGCAGCUGCACAUACUCAUCCAGUGUACUGUGUAAAUGUGGUUGGGACCCAGAACGCUAACAACCUGAUCACAGUGUCCACAGAUGGCAGGAUGUGUUCCUGGAGCCUGGACAUGCUCUCCCAGCCACAGGAGAGCAUGGAGCUGGUAUAUAACAAGUCUAAACCAGUAGCUGUGACUGGGAUGGCCUUUCCUGCGGGAGACGUUAAUAAUUUUGUGGUGGGCAGUGAAGAGGGAACAGUAUACACAGCAUCCAGACAUGGCAGUAAAGCUGGUAUCUGUGAGAUGUUUGAGGGCCACCAGGGGCCAGUAACUGGGAUCAGUUGUCACAGUGCUGUGGGCCCUGUGGACUUUUCCCACAUCUUUGUCACGUCGUCCUUUGACUGGACUGUCAAACUGUGGAGCACUAAGCACAAUAAGCCGCUAUACUCCUUUGAGGACAAUGCUGAUUAUGUGUAUGAUGUCAUGUGGUCUCCGGUGCACCCCGCACUUUUUGCUGCGGUGGACGGGAUGGGCCGUCUGGACCUGUGGAACCUCAGCAACGAUACUGAGGUUCCCACAGCCAGUGUGACCAUUGAGGGAGCUCCAGCUCUGAACAGGGUUCGCUGGGCUUCUGGAGGAAAAGAGGUGGCUGUAGGAGACUCAGAGGGCCGUCUGUGGAUCUAUGAUGUUGGAGAGCUGGCAGCGACACACAGCGAGGACUGGGCACGCUUCGCCCGCACACUGGUGGAGAUUCGCGCCAACCGGGCUGACGGUGAGGAGGAGGGGCCAGUGGAGCUGGCCUCAUAGAGACACAGUCUCAAAGCAUCUGACCAACACUGUCCUGAAGCCACAUUAAGCCCAGCUUGACUCACCUAGAUACCGAUCAGCAUGCACAUUAGAGCUUUGAUCAAGCCUGAGAUUUUGAUGGGGAACCCAAAUGUAACCUCAGUCCGACCUGACCCACACCUCCAGGUUUUGAACCUGAGUAAUGGUUACAGCCUGACCAAUUCUUAAGUCUCAACACAGCCACCACCAAGAGACAGGAUAAAACUCAACUCAACAUAAAUAUUUUUACAAUAAGGGUUUCAAGUAAUGACACAUUUAGGCACAUUCAUUUCCUCAGUGUAACAUGCUUGAUGACUUGUAAAAAGUCAGAUGGCCUCAAGGCCAAAGCCACCAAACAGUAUGACAGUGUUUAGGUAGGUUAAAAAGUGGUGAAAAAAAUAAAAGGGGGAGAAAUACUAAACCCAUUAAAGGUGGGGGACACACUAUUAGAAACUUAAAUGUGAAAUAUGAAUCUGAGAAACUUUAAAAAAAUGUGCCCAAACACAAAGGUUUAGAAGAAUAUUUGAAGCUCUAAUGUACAUCUACAUGGCACUGAUCACUCUGGUUUUGUUCUUCACAGACUCAUUAUAGAGCAUAGAAUAGGGUUAGCAAAAGCACCUUGCUUUAUAAUUAUGUUGUGCAAAAGUCUACUGUAAUUUGCAUUGUUGUUUCAGUUGAUGUGAGCAAUCACAGAUCACUGUUGUAGCUAUUUAUUUUUAGGAUUUAUGUCCAAUUUAUAUGUUUCACUGAAAAAGGCCUAGUUUGAGCUUUGGAUGCUAAAUGUGAAGUGAGAAAGUUCAUAAGCUGCUAUGAGGGUUCAAAAUGAAGGCCAAAGUGGGCAGGAUCCUUUGCACGGGCUAAUAUUUGUGCUGUGUGUGUGUGUGUGUGUGUGUGUGUGCGUGUGUGUGCGCGUGUGUGUGUGGAUGUAUAUAUUUUUGUAUUUAACUGCAUGAAGUACAGUAAUGGAGCGAGUCUUACAGGCAUUAUGUAAUUGUGUCAGCUAUAGUAUUUAUAACUGCUAAAGGUUUAAUGUCAAAAUCUUGUAUGUCAGAGAUGUUUUGUUGGCCAGUGGAAAAAAGUGUAUUGUGCUUAUCAAAUGAAAUUUCACAUGUAAUCUAUACAGUGUGCUGAUGGAAAGCUCAGAUCCUAUUGCUAUGUAUGAGAAGUGUGCCCAGUGGUUACAUGCUAUUUCAUGCAUCAACUAAUAAAAUGACACAUGCUUCCAACCA
Messenger RNA from Pygocentrus nattereri (red-bellied piranha), 3474 nucleotides. It is a transcript of the gene dync1i1a, whose product is annotated as cytoplasmic dynein 1 intermediate chain 1. The record is from RefSeq and is a predicted model, not a curated record. The coding region runs from base 290 to 2227 and encodes 645 amino acids. Lineage: Eukaryota; Metazoa; Chordata; Actinopteri; Characiformes; Serrasalmidae. The transcript is spliced from 19 exons. Gene Ontology annotation, molecular function: dynein heavy chain binding; dynein light chain binding. Gene Ontology annotation, biological process: transport along microtubule. Gene Ontology annotation, cellular component: cytoplasmic dynein complex.